AAUCCCCAAUCGGUAACACUGAAUUGUGGGUGUCGAAGUGUCGCGGCGCGAUGUUGGAAGCGAAUUUUGGGUAAACAAAAUCGUUGAUAAGGUAUUCGUUCGAAACUAAACGGGAGUCGCGCGACGUUUUUUCCGUUGGCAAGAGCUGAAAAAUUGUCCAGAAACCGAGUGCGGGUUAAAGCCAGGCUCUAGCUCUUGCGCCUGUGUGUGUGCGCGUGUGUAUGUGUGGGCCAGAAGCGUAGCCCCUGGAAAAAAGAAGUUUUUCUGUUACCAUAUUUUUUAACGAACGGCCAAAGGGCGCAGCAUCUCUGCUCUCAAUCUUUCGCUCUCUCUUUUUUCCGCCGUUAAUUUAAGUUUUGCAACUCCAGUUAUUGUGUGUAAACAGCAGGUGAACAUAAAAAAAAAACACGGAAAGUGCAAAAGAGUGGGAAGAAAGAGGAAAGAAGAAGAGCAACUCCGCGCAGACCGACAAAAAGUGACGCAUAAAUAAAGGUUGCUAAUUACAAAAGACACAUCGCCACACAACAGAGCAGCCGGAAUGGAGCUGGAGCCGCGUGUGGCCAUCCUGCAGGACCUGCGUCUGCAGACCUUCGACUCCAUUCGCUUCGCCUCCUAUCGCACCGCCUCCAAGCUGCGCUACAUACAGAAGUCCACCAACCUCCACCUGGUGGACAUAUGGAACGUGAUCGAGGCGUUCCGCGAGAACGGCCUCAACACACUGGAGCCGCAGAGCGAGGUGAGCGUGGCCAGGCUGGAGACCCUGGUCUCCUCGCUCUACCACAAUCUCAACAAGCGCCUGCCGACCGCCCAGCAGGUGCCCGUGGACUCGAAGGCGGGUCUGCUGCUCAACUGGCUGCUGGCUGCCUACACAAGUGAUAACUCGGGCAAGAUUCGUGUGUUCUCCAUCAAAGUGGCUUUGGCCACCAUGUGUUCCGGGAAAUUGGUGGACAAACUCAGAUACAUAUUCUCGCAGAUCUCGGACGGCGCUGGCCAGCUGGUGGCGUGGAAACUGGGCGAGUUCCUGCGCGAGGUGCUGGCCCUGCCGGCGGCCGUGUACGAGUCGCCCACAUUCCAUUACAAGGAGGGGCUCGAGGAGGAGAUCUUCCCGGCCGAGAACAAGGUGACGGUGAACGACUUCAUGGCCACGCUGAUGUCCGAGCCGGGGCCGUCCUGCCUCGUCUGGCUGCCGCUGGUGCACCGGCUGGCCACCGUGGAGACCAUUGUGCACCCGACUGUCUGCUCUGUUUGCCACAAGGAAAACUUCACCGGGUUCCGUUACCGCUGUCAGCGGUGUCACGCCUACCAGUUGUGCCAGGAGUGCUUCUGGCACGGCAAGACAUCGCUGAACCACCAGAACGACCACGAGGUCAAGGAGUACUCAAGCUACAAGUCGCCCAGCAAACAGAUCGGUCACUCGCUGCGCAAGAGCUUCCGCUGUGUGCCGGAGAAGACGGUGCAGGUGCUACCCCGCUUCCCCGACCAGCCGGAGAAGACGCUCAACCUGUCGCACAUCGUGCCGCCCUCGCCGCUGCCCUCGCACAAUGGCUUCUCGGACCCCUCCGGCCUCGUACAUGGCCACCACGUUCCGGGCGCUCAGGGCCAGCACGGCCUCUUCGAUCGCUCCAGCACGCUCGACUCGCGGGCCACCGGCCGCAGUCUGGACAGCGCCGGCGGCACCACCAUGUCCCGCGUGGCCGCCGCCUCCGCCAACGACGAGGAGCACCGCCUGAUUGCCCGCUACGCCGCCAGGUUGGCCCAGGAAAACCGAGCGCCAUCCAACUUGCCCGAAGGAGCCAACCCCAUUGGCACGGACAACUCGCGAGCCCAGCGCGAGCUGAUCGCCCAGCUGGAGUCGAAGAACAAGGAGAUCAUGCGGGAGAUUGCCCGGCUGAGGCGUCAGCAGGAGACGGAGCAGAUGGCCCCGGAGAACCCGGCGCUGAUCAACGAGCUGCGCGCCUUGAGGCAGCGGAAAGGAGAGCUGGAGGGUCAUCUGGGUGCCCUGCAGGACUCGCGACGCCAGCUGAUGGAGCAGCUGGAGGGUCUGAUGCGCAUGCUGAAGAACCAGCAGACCGCCUCGCCGCGUUCCACGCCGAACUCGAGUCCCCGCUCCGGAAAGUCGCCACCGAUGCCCGGUGGAGCCGGCAUCCUGGGCACCUCGCCCAUGAGUGCGUUGCACGCCCAGCAGAUGCAGCAGCAUCCGAUGGCAGGAGGCGGCGGCGGGGGAGGAGGAGGAGGAGGUGGAGGCGGCAUCAGGGCCACCCAGCAGCAACUCCUCCAGCAACACCAGCAGCAGCAGCAGGCGCAUGGCCACGGUCCGUUCAGCCAGAGCCAACUGGAUCAGCUCAACCAGAUCAGCAGCGACAUGCGGAGCGCCUUCGCCGCCAACGGAAGUGCAAAUUUCGACGAAUCUCAAUCGUAUAACCAAGAGUGGAACGAAAAGGCAAAUGCGAAUAGCCAAUGGCAGGAACAGUUUGCACAAUGGAGUCUUAAUUCGCAAAAGAACUAAAUGGAAACCGCAGGACUGGAAAUCUUCGGAGGCAGCUGAACAGAUGAAGAAGAACUCUCGCUUAGCUUUUUACCUUACCUUACCUUAACUCAUAUGUUGAAUUAGAGCAAUUUAUUUAUUGAUUAUUUUAUUGAGCCGUAGCCUACACUACCUUAAUCAUUAUAAUUUACACUUUGAGGAUUGGUAUCUACACAGUAUAGUAUGUCAACAUAUACCUGCUUGUAUAUGAUUAUUUUAUUGAAGCAAAGAAUAUGAAUAUAGCUGAUAAACAAGACUUGCAGUUGCACUGCUCUUCGAAGUCGCAAAUCCAUUGAAUCUCGUUGAAACUUUAAUGAUCAUACUGCUAAAGGGCAAUAAGAGGUAUGGCGUUUUAAUUUUAGGUUUCCAAGAUUUCGUAAUGGGCUUUUAGAUUUUUAAAGCGCCCGCGCCAGCGUUUAUUUAUUAUCAUGAAACUUAACAAAUUGAAAAUCAAAUCACGUAAUGCGUAAUACAAAUACGAUAUAGACAUUUACAUAUUAUGUACUUAAUAACUAGCAACUUGUUGAGAACCUAAAAUCAAAUUCUAAAUGCUAAACAUUAUACACAUUAUACACUUUGAGAUACGAUAAAGCCAACAACUAUUUGAGCCACAACAAAACCCAAUGUUAAACACUAAAACGAAAAAUAAAACACGAUUUAUAUAUUAUCCAUUCAUAAUAUGCAUUCAUAAAAAAAGUUAUACCAUAUAAUCUUAACUGCAUAGAGCACGAGAUAGAGAAAAUCCAACAUUUAUAGAACUUAUACAUAACUACUGAAUAAUAUUACAAAAGAGAAAACUAAAUAAAAGGGCAUUUUAAACAAUCAUAA
Drosophila ficusphila is the source of this 3352-nucleotide messenger RNA. RefSeq names its product dystrobrevin beta. Gene Ontology annotation, cellular component: synapse; plasma membrane. The coding region runs from base 539 to 2506 and encodes 655 amino acids. The record is from RefSeq and is a predicted model, not a curated record. Lineage: Eukaryota; Metazoa; Arthropoda; Insecta; Diptera; Drosophilidae. Gene Ontology annotation, molecular function: zinc ion binding. Gene Ontology annotation, biological process: synaptic signaling. The transcript has 7 exons.